Messenger RNA from Cinara cedri, 2568 nucleotides. Lineage: Eukaryota; Metazoa; Arthropoda; Insecta; Hemiptera; Aphididae. The record is from the annotation of a GenBank genome assembly.
AUGAUCAACGAAGAAGUUAUUCAAAUUACUAAUCUUUUGGAGCGCACUAUUUCCAACGACAGAGAAGAAUUAAAUCAAGUUCAGAAUUACUUGGAACACGCAGCGCAAACAAACCUACCAGGUUUUCUUAAAACUUUAUCUAAUGUUCUAUUGUAUUCGGUUAACAACCCAGUCGCUCGCAUCGCUGCUGGCCUUCAAAUCAAAAAUCAUAUUACAUCAAAAGAUGAAGCCAUUAAAAUUCAAAUGAAACGGCAAUGGUUGUUUUUCACCGAACAAGACCGUAUAUUUAUUAAAGAAAAUAUACUUAAAGCGCUCGGUACAGAAAGUCGGCCUAGUUCCGCUGCGCAGUGUAUUGCUACUGUUGCUAUCAUUGAAUUACCAUUAAAUCUAUGGCCUGGUCUUAUUACUUUAUUAACUACUAAUGCUACUAACCCAAAUUCUACUGAUGCUCUCAGAGAAGCUUCUUUAGAAACUAUUGGAUAUAUAUGUGCAGAGACCAAUUGCGAUGUUUUAAAAACCGAAUCCAAUCUAGUGCUUACAGCCAUUGUACAUGGAAUGACACAACCAAAUAGUCAUGUUUGUUUAGCUGCUACUACUGCUCUUUAUAAUUCUCUGGAAUUUGCCAAAGGAAAUUUUGAAAAGAAUAAUGAACGAGAUUACAUCAUGGAAGUCGUUUGUAAAGCUACACAGUCUACUGAUAUUCCAAUUAGGGUCGCCUCGCUUCAAUGUCUUGUUAAAAUCGUCUCUUUAUAUUAUGAAAAUAUGGAAAUGUAUAUGACAACACUAUUUCCAAUUACUCUAAAUGCAAUUAAAUCUGAAUUAGAAGAAGAAGCGCUCCAGGGUAUUGAAUUUUGGUCUAGUGUUGCUGAAGAAGAGGCAGAAAUUAUAUACGAACGUCAAUGUCAAGAACAGCCCAAUAAAAAACUAAUGUUGUACGCUGAAGGUGCAUUGAAAUUCAUAAUACCUGUUCUAAUGGAAAAACUUGCUAAACAGGAAGAAGGUGAUGAAGAUGAUUGGAAUUCAUGUAAAUCAGCAGGUGUUUGUAUAAUAUUACUAUCCACUUGUUGUCAGAGAAAUAUAGUUCCGCAUGUAAUUCCAUUUAUAAACGAAAAUAUUAUCAAUCCGGAUUGGCGUUACAGAGAUGCUUCAAUAAUGACACUAGGGUCGAUACUUGGUGGACUAGAUCAAACUGCAUUAAAAAGUCUAUUAGAACCCAAUAUUCCAGUUCUUAUACAUAUGAUGCACGACGCUAGCAUUGCUGUUCAGGAUACAACGGCGUGGACAUUUGGUCGUAUAUUUGAAUUUAUACCACAUUUAAUUAUUACUUCACCUUAUCUGAUCGAUGUACUAGGAGUUUUCGUAAAAGGUCUUAAAUCUGAAGCUCGUGUAGCCACAAAUAUUUGCUGGGCUUUUAGCAGCCUCGCCCAAGCUAUUGGAGAAAAUAUGAAUGUUUUGACUCAAUAUUUUGAUUAUAUCGUUCAAGGUCUGCUCGAAACCACAGAAAGAUUUGAUGGUAUGAGAUCAAACUUAAGGUCUGCUGCAUAUGAAGCUCUUAUGGAUAUGAUCAAGUAUUCGCCAGCCGAUUGUUAUGAAACUGUUAAAACUACAACAAUAAUCAUACUCACUCGACUGAAUCAAAUAAUCAAUUUGCAAACGAUGAAUGAAGAUUGUAUAGACAUGCAAGGACUAUUGUGUGCAACAUUACAAAGUGUCAUAAGAAAAAUGAGUGGUAAGGAUGUAGAACACAUCGCCGAUAUGGUAAUGAAUGCUCUUUUAUUUAUGUUGGGUACGAGUAAAGACAGUGGUUUACAAGAAGACGCAUUAAUGACUAUAAGUCCACUAGUAGAAAAUCUUGGAAAAGGAUUUAACAAAUAUAUGGAAUAUUUCAAAACGUAUCUAUUUAUUGGUUUGCAAACAAAUAUGGAAUUCCAAGUGUGUUUAGCAGCCAUUGGUUUAGUAGGUGAUUUGUCACGAGCCCUUCACGAAGAUUUGGCUCCACAUUGCGAUCAAAUAUUCGCUUUACUCUUUGAAACUUUACAAAACAAUACUGUUAAUCGGAACUUGAAACCACAAAUCUUAUCCACAUUUGGAGAUAUAGCACUUGGAAUCGGAUCAGAGUUCAAGAAGUACUUGGAACACGUAUUGAAUGCAUUGGUUCAAGUAGCUCAACUUCAAAUGGAUCCUAAUGAUGCAGAAAUCGUGAAUUACUUAAACGAACUUCGUGAAGGAGUAUUGGCCGCUUAUGUUGGCAUUGUUCAAGGCUUAAAAGGCGAAGGAUACACAUCAAAUCAAGAUGUUUAUUUAUUAGAAGCCCACUUACCAUUCAUGGUCCAAUAUAUGAUAUCUAUCUGCUCCGAUCCCAACGCACAUCCAGGUAUAUUAAAGAGCUGCUGUGGUCUUGUUGGAGACUUGUGUACUGCUUUUGGUCAAAAAGCAUGCCCAGUGCUAGACAACGGACAUGUGCACGAACUUUUAUACAAAGGUCGUCAGUCUGCGGAUGUCUUUGCAAGAAAUCUGGCUCACUGGUCGACAAAAGAACUUCAAAAAAUCAAGACCCUCGCAAUGUAA